CCUUUUACUUAUUUAAGUCGACUGCUUAUUGUGCAUACUGGCAUUGAGACUAUGAUGCCUAUUUAUUUGUCUUUUUGGAAAGUUUAAUUUAUAUUGAUUUAGUAUUGUUAUUGUUUUUACUGCCUUUGAGCCUUAGUUGGGUAUAAUAAAAAUCCCAUCUUUCCAACCAUCAUCAACCUCCUGAGUCCUCCUUCGAGUUUAACAUCUUGCUCUAGCCGCAAAAGCUAUCCCGACCUUUAACAGUGCAAAACAUCCUUUUCAUACCCACCCAGUGCACGCAGAACUGAAAGGGAGGUUAAUGAAAAGAUGGCGGAGAAGACAGAUGACACAGUCAAGAUUCCAGGCUUCACCUUUCGUUCAAUAAACCCCCCUCCCUCAUCCACCUCGUCUGCACCAGUCCCAUCUGACUCAGGUGCAACUGAAGCCCACUCCCAGAGUCUGUUUUUACCUAAGAUAAGAGGAAAGAAAGUAGUAGAGACACCUGCGUUCACUUUACCUUUCAAUGCCAGCCAAAAUGCCUGGCCUAGUUUUCAGGAAUCUCCGUGGAGGCAGGUGGAUUGGUCUGAAGAGACUAAGGAGGUUCUGAUGGAGUCCGUCCGCUCAUAUAAGCCGGCCUGUGACUCGGUAGCUGCGGCCAGAGUUCUGCUAGUCGGUCCAGUCGGAGCGGGCAAGUCCAGUUUCAUCAGCUCCGUCCAGUCCAUGUUCUACGGGCGGGUCAUGAACCGGGCUAUGGUGGGCUCAUCUUCCAGCUCAUCCACCAGCUUCACCAAGCAGCUUCAGUCGUUUCAGCUCCACGGCAGCAGAGAGAGAGAUGGGAAGAGUAUGGCUCUGGUCUUAUCUGACAUGGCGGGACUCGGGGAGACCAACAGCCCCACCCUUCAUGACAUGCUGGCAACUAUCAAGGGACGCGUUCCAGAGGGACACACGUUCAGUGCCUGCAGUCCUGUAGGGAGCCUCCAUGUGAAGGAGCCUCACCUCGUAAAGAAGGUCCACUGUGUGGUCUUUGUGAUCAGCGCCCUUGAACUCUCAUCCUACUCACAAACCAUGACCUCCACCUUCCAGCAGCUCAGGGAGCAUAUCAGCGCCCUGGGUGUACACCAGGUGGCGCUGUUGACUCAUGUGGAUAAGCUGGGUCUAGCCAGUGACAUCACCCAGGUGUACAGAAGUUCACCUUUGAAGCAUGCGAUGGUGAAGGCCGGUGAUCUGCUCGGCCUGCCCGUCUCCUCCAUCGUGCCGGUGAAGAACUACUCCGAGGAGCUGGAGCUGGAGCCACACACAGACACGCUGCUGCUCAAAGCACUCGACCACAUCCUGCAGUACGUGGAGCUGCACUUCAGAGACCACCCACAGGGACCCCAGCAGGCAGACGAUGCAGACAGUGCCGUUUCCUUCUCAUCACGACCCUCAUCGCUAGAGAAUUAAAAGAUGGUGACAAGUUUAAGCUAUGGCUGAAGAACACCCUCAGAAUUUUUCUGUAGAAAUCUAAGAAUUUUAUAAAGGAAUAUUGUCCUAAAGGGAUUAAAUCUGAUUGUCUUACAGCUAAACGUGUAGCAGAGGAGAUGGUUUUCUAUUUGAUUUUUCUUUGUGACUGGUUUUGUGAUGUGAGUUGCACUGUGCACCUGCAACAAAACUGGCAUUUACUACCAGGGCUGGGCGAUGAAUUUAAUUUAAAUUUAAAAAUGCAAUUAUGGCUUCCAACGGGUAUGAAAACAACAUAUCAAUAUUGACCAAAAUAAAUGUUAUUAUGAUUUGUAUCAUAGUCAAGCUGCCUUAUUCACUAUCAGGGGGAGGUUUGUUGUCUUUUCAUUUUCAUUCACUGUAUUUUGAAGAAGCCUCCUAAUUGGAUAAUUUAGCAGCUACCCUUUAUAUUUUUCUUAAGUGGCAAACCAAUGAGGUUCUCAGAUUCUUUUGUAUUAAAAACUUUGUGGCAA
This is a messenger RNA of Clupea harengus (Atlantic herring), 1931 nucleotides long. RefSeq names its product interferon-induced protein 44-like. The record is from RefSeq and is a predicted model, not a curated record. NCBI's taxonomy places the organism in Eukaryota, Metazoa, Chordata, Actinopteri, Clupeiformes, Clupeidae. Gene Ontology annotation, biological process: immune response.